GCACGUAUAUUCGGUGUACUGACACAGAAGCGAGCAACAUGACCAGGAUGCUCCUGCUGCUCCUAUUCUUGGCGUGUGCAGUCCGUGGAGAUCGUGUUCUUUCCAGGCAGAGACGAUACCUCACCUUUCCAGAAGGGAGUGCCGUCACAUUUUUGGUGUGCUGCAACUCUGUCGGUCCAUUCGCUGACGAUCUCUACACUUUUGGACUGGAUUUAGACAUGUCGUGGGAUUUACCAAACAACACCCGCUCCAUUCAGCCGGUGUACCCGUCUCUCCACGACCUGAGACGAGAGCGCCGAGAAGUUUACUCCAGACUAGAGAGUCUGUUUGAAGCGGCCGGAUUGGAUGGCAGAAUGUGCGUCCUUCGCUCCAUGUGCGAGGUGAGCAGGAGACUGGGCGCCCUGGGAGAGCCAGGAGGACUCAUCGAGGAACUCCUCAAACUGAUCUUUACAUUGCCGCGGACUGGGGGAGAUGAGGACGAUCCACGCCACGGACACUACGUGGUGGCAAACAAGCUGGGCGAAGAGAGUAAAUACGACUGCAUGAGAAUAUUUCCUGGCUGCCCAAUUAGCCUGAUUGACUUGGUGCUUGGACCUGAAUCAUGAUGCCAAUGAGAUUUUCCCUAUUAAUUAAUUAAGUCCUCCAUUUAUUUUUCAUAAAAUAAAUAAAAAUUUUAUAUAGAGCUGAUUUUUGUUGCACUUUAAAUGAUAAUUGAUAGAUCUUUACCAAUUAAAAAGAUUCAAAUACGCAGACUUACAAGUGGA
Messenger RNA from Cloeon dipterum, 764 nucleotides. RefSeq lists its product as uncharacterized. The transcript is spliced from 4 exons. The coding region runs from base 39 to 605 and encodes 188 amino acids. NCBI's taxonomy places the organism in Eukaryota, Metazoa, Arthropoda, Insecta, Ephemeroptera, Baetidae. The record is from RefSeq and is a predicted model, not a curated record.